Molecule: messenger RNA, 7716 nt
Organism: Melanotaenia boesemani (Boeseman's rainbowfish)
Lineage: Eukaryota; Metazoa; Chordata; Actinopteri; Atheriniformes; Melanotaeniidae
Gene: trip11
Product: thyroid hormone receptor interactor 11
Exons: 21
Coding region: 472-6426 (1984 amino acids)
Biological process (GO): Golgi organization; endoplasmic reticulum to Golgi vesicle-mediated transport
Cellular component (GO): Golgi apparatus
Molecular function (GO): small GTPase binding
Source: RefSeq, a predicted model, not a curated record
UGCUACGCUCCGUGUCCACGUCAAAGCUGACAACCCAGCCGAGCUGAUAAUGGCUGCAGUUGAGGUGGCACUUUUAGGAUUUUAGACUGGCAAUAAACUGCUAAAUAUAUAACUAUAACUGCGAGCAGACAUUGCCAACUCCAGCUAAAAGUUAAAAUCUAAGGUUACGGUUUUCUGACUUUAAUAUAAUGUCGCGUAUCUCGCUUGUCUUGACGAAUUCCUUCAGGCGAACCACCAGCUGUUGUUAGCCGGGUCUUGUGUUCGCUAAAUGAGCGUCUGUCAGCCUGCAAAGCCACUUUGUGACCGGCCAGAAAAGUGCAUUUUGACGUUAAUCGCGUUUCUUCAUAAUUAAAUCUACGUCUGAGCUUAAUGACCGAGCUGACUUGAUCACAUUUCAACUCAAUGCGAGGUUAGCUCCACUGUCCUCUUCGGCCUUGCUUUGUUUUUGUUUGUUUUUCACCCCCCCUGAAGAUGUCAUCGUGGCUAGGUGGACUCGGCUCCGGCCUCGGCCAGUCCCUGGGACAGGUCGGCGGAAGCCUGUCAUCAUUUACUGGGCAAAUAUCAAACUUUACCAAAGACAUGUUAUUGGAAGGGAUGGAAGAAGUAGGGGAUGCUGCUACAGAACUACAGGUGUCCAAUUCCAAGUUGGCUGAAGUCGAGACUGCGUUUGCUGCUCAGAAAUCUGAGUACGACAGAUUGAGGAAGCUUCAUGCAGAGCUCGAGGAGAAGCUGGAGGCAUCGGAGAUCCAGAUUAAACAACAGUCUGCAGAAUACAGAACCCUUCUGCAGCAGAAAGACGUGGAGAUCAGCCACCUUAAAGCUCGGCAGAGUGGGCUCCAAGAAGAAGUCCAGAAGUUGCAGCAUUCUGCGCAGUCUUCCUCCCUCGGUCCGGCGGUGUUGCCCAUUGCCACAACUUCCUCUACCACAACCUCCUCGUCUGCUUCCACCUUCCUGACCCGUCCCUCAGGGUCUCACCAGAGCUUCCACAGCGAUGAAGUCGACAUCAGUGACGUUCUUUGGUCGCAGCAGGAAAUCAACAGGCUGUCCACAGAAGUCAUGCGUCUGGAGGGAGAGGUGUCUCACUGGAGGAGAAUGUCUCAGGCAUCCACAGCUACGGGGGCCGGUAAUGGUGAUCAGGGGGAGAUUCUGAAACUUCAAAGGACUAUUAAGGAGCUGCGAGAUGAGAUGAGUCGUGAGGUGGACGAACACCAGCAUGAGCUGACAGCUCUGCAGGAUGCCCAGAGACAAAAGAUGGCCGACGUCACCCGGCGUCACAGAGAGGAGUUAGCAGAGUAUGAGGAAAGGAUAGAAGAGCUGGAGGAACAGAUUCAUAGUGGAGGCAGUCAAUCCAGCUCCUCAUCAGAUGCCACCAAACUGCUUGAACUCCAGAAAAUCAUACAGUCCCUGCAGGAAGCAGCAGAGCAGCACGAGAAGCAGCUUUCUGAACUGUCCGCAAAUCUGGAGGAUGCACAGAGUAAACAGGCCUCGCUGCAGCUGGAGAGGGACGAUGCCCUGGAGGAAAAUGCAGGACUGCUGCAGAACUACUCUCGCCUGCAGGCCUCCGUGGACGAGCUCCAGGCGCGAGUACAAGAACAGCAGGAGAAAGCUCUGCAGAAAGCCCAGCUAGAGCAAGAGAUCCAAACAUUGAGAAGUAACCUCGCAGCUGCAGAAAAAGAAAAUGAGAGACUGAAAAGUGUGGCUGAGGCUGAACCAAAGGAAGAAGUUGAGCAUGCAGACAUCUUAGAACUGAACACCAUUAUUGGAACAUUGAGACAAGAAAAGGAGAUCCUUGAACAAGAAAAGCUUAAUCUGCAAGAAAAACUGAAAGUAGCAGAAGAUCUAAUGGUUUGUAGUAAAGGAGCAAAGUCUGAUGAUGUGGAGUCUCUGGAAGAUCUGAGGGUUGAGUUGGGGAGGAGAGAAAAGCUUCUGAGAGCCAUCGAGGAGGAACGGGACACCCUGAUGUCUGAGCUGGAGGAGCUGGACCGACAAAACCAGGAAGCCACACAGCAUGUGAUCUCUGUGAAGGAGCAGCUCUCUGGACAGUUAAAGGAGGCUCAGGCAGAGCUGACAAAAGUAACUUCAGAGCUCAACACUACCAAGAACCAGAAAAGGACACUAGAGCAAGAGCUUGAGACUCAAAAAGAGAAAGUCAACCAGAGUGCUUUCACCCUGAACGAUCUGCACAUGAGCAAACAGCAGCUGGAACGAACAGUGAAGGAGCUGAAAGACAAAUUGGGACAUGCACAUGAGCAGAACAGGGACGCUCGUAGAGAAGUUGCAGAGCUGAAGAAGACCCUGCAGGAGAAAGAGGAGCACUUAUGUGCGGCUAAAGCAGAGCUAGAUCUAGGUGGGGAAAGAGGAACUGAGUUGCAUAGAGCCAUGGAGCAGCUGGCAGGGAAGGAGAAGGAGUUAUCAGACCUCAGGAGAGAACUGGAUGAGAAGCAGAGCUCUUAUGAGAGGGUGAUGUCUGAGGAGUAUGAGAUGAAAAUGGAGAACAGAAAGUUGAGGGAGGAGAGUGAGGAUUCUUUGGGUAAAGUAGAGGAACUAACCAAGCAGCUGAAGGACAGCCAGGCUGCUCUGAACAGGACUGUAAGAGAGAAAGAUACUCGUAUUGAAGCUUUAAGGCUGGAGAAAAAUCAACUUGAAUGUGAAUUGACGCAGACUGAGAGGACACUGACAGAACAGGCCCAGCAGUACCACCAGACCAUUGAGGAGCUGACUCGAGCUCGGUCAAUGGAUGCCUCAGCUUUGCAGACUGAGCACGAAUCUGCAAUCCAACUUAACCAAAAGAAAGACUUGGAGAUCGCUAAGUUGAAGAGGGACAUGGAGCAGCUAGUAUCUGACCACAGAGACACCAACGAGAUGCUUUCAAUCACAGUUGCAGGACAGAAGCAGCUGACAGAUUUGCUCCAGGAGAAGGAUGCCUUCGCGGAGACUUUAAAACAAAAUGCUGCAGAUUUACAGACAGAGAUGGAGAACAGCAUUUCUGUCUUGACCAAGGAAGCAGAAAUUCUCAAACAGGCUCUAGAGGAAAAGGAUAAACAGCUCGGUGGCAUGAAAGAGGAGAACAGCCAUUUGAAAGAAGAGAUUGAUCGCAUCAGGGAUCAGCAGAGCAGACCUCCACCUCUAGCUGAGCCUAAGACCCUGGACAUAAUCACAGAGCUGGAGACAGAGAUAACCCAGCUCAAGUCCUCCAGGAACUGCUUGGAAGAGGAGGUUCAGACUCUGAGGAAAACAAUCGAGGAGCAGCAAGCUUCUCUCCUUUUGUCUCAUCAGUCUCUGCAGGCUCAGCAGAGUGAGCUUGACCAGGCCCACGCUCGCCACCAGCAGACCACGCUCAGCUACGACAGACUCGUCCAUGCCAGAGAUGAAGAGAUAAUCCGUCUCCAGCAAGCAGUUGAUCGGUUCAGUGAUGAUCAGAGCCGUGCCAAUUUUCCACCUGUCCAGGGAGAGGUCAUCCUGCAGGAGGACAAAACAGAGUCUCUGAAUCAGGAGAAUGGCAAUGAGAAGCAUGACUUGUCCAAGGUAGAAAUAGAGAGACUGGUGAAGGGCAUCAAAGAGAAAGAGACAGAGAUCAGUCAGCUGAAUGAGAAGAACCUCUCAUUAACCAGACAGUUGGAUCAGCUGGUGGUGUCUCAAGAUGAAGUGGACAAACUUUCUCAGAUUAUUUUGCAGAAAGAUCUGGAAAUCCAGGCACUCCAUGCCAGAGUCUCCAUGGGUGGAGGACUCAGCCAGGAUGUCCUGUAUUUACAGCAGCAGCUGCAGGCCUAUGCAGUGGAGAGAGAACAGAUGUUAGCCGUGCUUAACGAGAAGACGAGAGAGAACAGCCAGCUUCGGUCUGACUAUCACCGUCUCAUGGAUAUCAUGGCAGGGAAGGAAGCUGCUUUAGUGAAGCUUCAGCAGGAAAAUCAGCGCCUCUCCAACAUGAGCGACCCCUCAGGAAGCCAAGAGAUGUUCAAGGAGACCAUCCAGAACCUGUCUCGAAUUAUCAGAGAAAAGGACAUAGAAAUCGAUGCGUUGACUCAAAAGUGCCAAACCCUGGUGACUGUCCUACAGUCCACAGGAGGAGAGUCUGGUCCUGGAUCUGGAGGUGUCAGCAGCAACCAGUUUGAAGAGCUGCUGCAGGAAAGGGACAUGUUGAAACAGCAAGUGAAGAAGAUGGAGGAGUGGAAGCAGCAAGUGAUCACGACAGUGAAGAACAUGCAGCACGAGUCUGCUCAGCUGCACGAGGAACUCGUCAAGCUGCAGAGUCAAGUCUCAGCUGACAGCGACUGUAGCUCCAAGCUGUCCGUCGACUACGCUCGAUUGAUCCACAGUUAUGAGCAGAAGGAGAAGAGGCUGGGAAGUCUCAGUUUUGAACUCGCUCAGGUGCAGCAAACUAUCACACAGCUUAGCACCACUAAGGAUGUUCUUCUGGGUAAAUUAGACAGCGUAACACAGACUCCUGAAGUUUUAGCCACUCAGUCUAGUGGUCCUCCUCUCACAGCGGAUGCUCCAAUGCACCAGAGUGCCUUGCCUGUAAAUAAUGACAAACUGCUGGAAGAACUUGAACAACUGCGAGUGCAAUUAACUGAUAAAGAAAACAUGAUCAGGACUCUUCAGGAAAACAACCACAGACUCUCCAACUCAGCCUCAGCCUCAGAGAGCGAACACAGAAGUCAGGCUGAGGAGGUUCGGCAGGUCAGAGACAGAAUGGAGUCUUUGCAGAGGUCACUUAGAGAGAAAGACUUGCUCAUUAAAACCAAAGGAGACCAGCUCAAUCAAGUGAGCGAAACUCUGCGUAACCGUGAGAAUGACAAUGAGGUGUUGAAGCAGGCUGUGACCAACCUGAAAGAACGUGCUCUCAUCCUGGAACUUGAUGUGAAAAAACUGAAGGAAGAGAACGAGCUGGUGGCUGCACGCUCACGAGAAAAAGAGUCGGAGUUCAGAGCGCUGCAAGAAACAAACAUGCAGGUCUCGCUCCUGCUCAGAGAAAAAGAGUUUGAACUGAGCGCAGUAAGCGAGAAGGCUGCCACAGUGGAGAAGAUGCUUAAAGACAAAGAGCAGGGUAAAUCUGGUGAGCUAAACCAGCUUCUGAAUGAGCUGAAGUCAAUGCAAGAGAAAGCUGUGAUGUUCCAGCUGGAGAGGGAUCAGAUGAUGAUGGCACUCAAACAGAAACAAAUGGAGACCACAGCGGUACAGAAUGAGCUGCAGCAUGUGAGGGAUAAAGAACAGCGUCUGAACCUUGAGCUAGAAAGGCUGCGUAAUCACCUGCUGGAGAUUGAAGAUUCAUACACAAGAGAAGCCCUUGCUGCUGAAGACAGGGAGACUGAACUACGCAGGCGGGUGAUACUGCUGGAUGAGAAGCUGGCCACAUCCUCCAAUGCUGUGGAGAAAUCCAGCCAACAGGCCAGCAUGCAGGUGGAGUCUCUGCAGGAGCAGUUAAGUGGGGUGGUGAAGCAGAGGGACGAUGCACUCGUCCAACUCAGAACCUCUCAGGAGCAGGUCAACCAGUAUGCAGUGUCGCUCUCCAACCUGCAGAUGGUGCUAGAGCAGUUCCAACAAGAGGAGAAAGCAAUGUACUCAGCAGAGCUUGAGAAGCACAAGAAAGAAAAGGAGGAGUGGAGAAGAAAAGCUCUCAUGCUUGAAGACCAAGCAUCAGCUCUGCAGAUAAACUUGGACGAAGCCAACGCCGCUCUGGAUUCAGCGUCUCGUCUCACUGAUCAGCUCGAUCUGAAGGAGGAACAAAUGGAGGAGCUGAAAAAACAAGUGGAAGUGAGGCAGGAGAUGUUGGAGGAGGCGCAGAGGAAAUUGAUGAACCUUCUGAACAGUACAGAGGGAAAGAUAGACAAGGUUCUGAUGCGUAACCUGUUUUUGGGGUAUUUCCACACACCUAAAACCAAGCGUUCCGAUGUGCUGAGGCUCAUGGGAAGUGUGUUGGGACUGAGCCGGGACGACGUUGAUAAGAUGUUGGAGGAGGACAGACGGCCGGGUGUAACUGGGUGGGUGUCGAGUUGGCUGGGAAGCAGAGGAGCACAAAGUGUCCCAAACACUCCACAGAGGCCCACCAGUGGCCAAGAUCUGAACUCGUCCUUCUCUGAGAUGUUUGUUAAGUUCUUGGAGACGGAGUCAACUCCUUCACUGCCAGCACCAAAGCUUCCAGUCCACGACUUCAAACCUUUGAGCGCCCCUCCUCCAGGAAGAAACAGUGCUUCUGCUUCAGCUGCUGCAGGGGCUCCAGCAGCCAGCAGGCGAGCCGGCGAGUCCAAUCCUUUCUUGGCCCCUCGCUCUGCAGCGGUGCCGCUGCUGGCUGGUUCUAGCUCCGGUGGCUCAGGAGGCCACCUGCUGAUGAAGCCCAUCUCUGAUGCUCUGCCCACUUUCACACCUGUGCCCGUCUCAGCUGAGGCCAGCGCUGGAGCUGUGCUGAAAGACUUAUUAAAGCAGUGAUGAGGAAGCCUCGCAGAUGUCUUAAUUUAUAAAACAUGAGUUCAACACUACAAAGACUAAAAUGGUUGAGCAACUAUCCAAUUUAUUUCUGCUGUUUUUCAUUUUCUACAAGAAUAAGUGAUCAAAGAAUAUAUAGAAGCUGAAUAUUACCAUUUUUUGGAAGAGUUAAAAACUAAAGGUUCUGUUUUACUUACAAAUACAUUUCUAUGCAACAGACUCUCCCUUUACAUGUCACUCAAAAUGUUUCACAACAUUGUUGUUAAUUGAACCCACAAAUGAAAAAAAGAUAAAUUAAGUUACUCUACAUGCCAAAUAGAAGCAGGAAGGGAAGAUUUUCAAAGUGGGGGUCUGCAGAUCUUCAAAGAAACUCUCUUCUUGAUCACUAGUGAGUUUAGGUUUUUCUUGACCACACCAGUUCUGAACACAAGUGACCUUGUAAACUUGCUGUGUGCAGUACAACACGUGGGUUGAGUCUGAUCUCCACCUCUGUUUGCAGGAGGAAACUUAUCUUCCGUCAGCUUGCUUUGAACAGCAUGUAUUUUCUUGUCGUCAGAGUGCUUUUUUUCCUGAACAAUUCAGUGAGUUUUCUCUGAUCCAGGAGCUGCAUAAGAACUCUGGCAGCAGCAGCCCUGCAGAGAUUUAUGUGGUUCAGUACAUCUGUUAAAACCAUAAAGAUUUCUUUUUCUUUUUUGCAAGAUCUUGUCUUUUCCAGACGACUUGACUGUGACAUGCAAUAAGCAUAAUUAUGGCUGCUGACUGUGGUUGAUGAGAGGGUUGAGACUGCUCUAAUGAUUAAGCACAGUACUAUUAUAUAGUUAUAUAUAUAUAUAUAUAUAAAUAUGUAUGUAAAUGGGUGGUAUUUUUUCUAUUUAUGGGCACUAAGUAAGUCAUGGAAAUAAAGUGCCUGCAUUUUUGCCAGUUGGUAUAAUCUGGACUGUAAAUGGUUAAUAUAAAUAUAUAUAUUUACAAGAUGUAAAAAAUAAACCCUGCACAUUGAAGAGGUUUUACCUGAGCAGAGCAGGCCAGCAUGUGACUGUGCUGCUCCACAUUUUUGUAAAGACAUCAGUCAGACUCAGCCGGAGGAAUGUUAGAUUUGUCCAGGUGUAUUGACGAAAUGUAUAAACUGUAAAUCCUCCCUGUAAAAGAAUUUUGUUGAUGUAAAAUCUGAAACUCUUGAGAUGGAACAAAGAAGUACAGCUACCUUGAACUUGGAUGAACUUCAGCAGAGGCUGGUAUCCGUGACCUAAAUGGAAUUUGAAAUUAAAUAAAGGUGCCACUGGCGACCCCUUU